AUGUCAAUCGAAGGGGAAGAAGGUGAUCCAAAAGAUGAUGAAGAUGAGAAUGUACCAAAUGUGAAAGGAAAACCAAUGUUUAAUGAAUUCAUGUAUUGGAAGAAGCAGUUGCCAAUUCUAGACAACUGGAAAUGGUUCUUAGAAAAUUCACAUGAAGAUCUGCAUCUUGAAGGUGGGUUUGGUAAGACAUUGAUGUUAGAUCAACAUAAGGGGAUAAGUGAAGCAGAGAAGGAUUUAUUCCCAGAGAUAGAACAUAGGCAAUGUGUCAGACAUGUCAAAAAGAGGAUGGUUGAAGGUGAAUGUGAUAUGGGUAAUGCAUUGAAGAAAUGGAAGGGUCAAGCUAGUGCAUUUAAGAAAUGGAAGGGUCAAGUGCAAAGGGGAAAUGGUGUAAAAAAGGGAAAGGGUGAAGGUGAACGUGGAAGUUGUAACACUCCAAUCUAG
This is a messenger RNA of Lactuca saligna, 441 nucleotides long. Lineage: Eukaryota; Viridiplantae; Streptophyta; Magnoliopsida; Asterales; Asteraceae. The record is from the annotation of a GenBank genome assembly.